GCAUUUUGCAGCACUGCGGCGAGGAGAAAGGUAACCCUAGACUUUCUAUUUUCUGAUUGCGUUGUUGUCGAGAAAACUCAGCGAAAAUAUUGGUUUUCCUGCACAAUUUUCCGUUUCAAAAAGCACACUUAGCAAAGGAGUCAGCUAUUAACGAGGAUUCGCACAAGAAGCAGCAGUAGCGAGGCAGAAAAUCGAAGAGACCCCGCGAUGGCCGAAGUGGAGAAACCGACGGCGGCCACGCCCCCGACUGACAUCCCCCAGGCCACGCCUCCGACCUCCAGCGAGGUGGCCGCAUCGCCCACAGCAGAUGCCACCGGUGAGGUUGAGCCGGGCACUUCGCCUACUCAGGAACCCAAUUCCAAUUCGCAUCCGCACGAUUCGGAGUACGACACGGCCAGUGAUCUGGAGGGUGGAGAGGACUACGAUGACGAGGAGAGCGUUAGCGGGAGUGCCAGUGGCAGUGGAAGUGAGGAGGAAUCCGAAACCGACGAUGAAGACGAGGAGGUGGGCAGCGAGUCGGAGGAUGGCGAGGGUGAGCAGGCAAUGGAUCGCUCUGUUGCCGACAGCGAGGCCCAGAAGAAGGUGGACGAAGACCGCAGCAAUCCGCAGUACAUCCCCAAACGGGGCACUUUUUACGAACACGACGAUCGAACGGCAGAGAACGAGGGCGAAGUUCUGAUCGAGCCGGAAAACGGUGCUGGCCAAGCACCGGCGGAGCCAAAUGGCGACCUAAACGGACUGGUGGCAGCCGGAGCCACGCCCACUGGCCAAACGCCACAGAUCUCACAGGCCUCCAAAACCAUGCGCAAGUGGCAGCCGGCAUCGGGCGGCGAUCGAUGGUCCCACGAUCGAUUCGAGGCCAAUGAGCAGGCGCCCAAAUCACGGGCUGAGCUGUUGCAGACUUAUGGUUACGACAUAAGGAACGAGGAUGCACCGCCAAGAGCCCGACGCCGCCGGCGAUACACACGCGGUCCGAGUAAAUACUCAAGGAAUUGGGAGGACGAACAGGCCUAUCUCAAGGCCAGCAAUAAAGAGCGGAAGCCGCCACGUCCGCAAGAUUUUCCGGCCCUUAACGAGAGGAAACCACGAGGGCCAAGAACAUCCUCGUCGCGGGAGGAGAAGGAGAACAGACGUUCGGUGGGAGGCGGAGGUUUGGUUGCCGAGAAACAGCAGCCAUUGGCCAGUGGUUCGAAUCCGCACAGAUCGCAGGAGCGGGAACGCGAGCGCGAAAGGGAGCGAGAACGAGAUCGUGAGCCCAAGAAUCGCAACUUUGGGCGGAUGAAUGGCGGCCCAGGACGUCAGAAUGGUGUGGAAUUCAAGAAGAACAACCGCGGGCAGCAGACGCGUGAGAGGGAGAGGGGACCCGACCAACUGGACAACCGCAACCAGAAGCAGCCCACUCCUCGCUCUAACCAACAACAACCGCAGCAGCAACCUCAGCACUUACAGCAGCCACAACAGCAGCAGCGGCAGGCGCCCCAGCAACAGCAGCCGCCACAGUCGCCGCUCUCCACUACGAACCUAUCGCAACGCUUGCAGCAGGUACAGCAGCGUAAUGAUCCCAGCCAUGUGGGCAGUGUCCAGAUGCACUCACUGGCCAACCAAAAUCAGGCCCCACAGCAGCACCCGGAGCAACGAAACGCCCCUAAGCGUUACUCCAGUUUACGACGCACCCAGCAGGAGGCUUCCCAACACCUGGCGGAGCAGCAACAGAUGCAACAGCAGUUGCAUUUACAACAACAACAACAGCAGCAGCAGCAAUCACAGAUCAUGAUCCAGGACCCACAUGUGCUGAUGCAGAUUGCCUACCAACAGCAGGAACUUCAGGCACAGCUCCAGACCAUGCAACUGGGACCCACUGCAGCUGGAACAGUGACAGCUGCACCAAAACCACAUGCUCCACCGGCAGCCGCAUAUCCGCAGGCGCAGGCGGCUCCUUACUACGUGACCGGUACGGAGCCAGUGACCGUGCCCGUGCCUGUGGCCCAGGCACCGUAUGUGAAUCCGGCCAGUGCCGCCUACUUGCCCCCCACUCCGGCUGCCGUGGCCUACGCCCAGGCGGCGCCCCCGGUGGUAUCCCAGCCUACACCGCCGCCCGCCCAAGCUCCGCCCGCAGCGCAGCCAGCCCAACCGUAUCAAAACUACAACACGGUAGGUGGCACUACCUACUUUGUGCCACCGGCCCAAACCGCCAGCCGACCAGCUGCCCUGCCCCAGCGUCGUCCCACGAACGCGAUUCCCAUCCUGCCGCCCUCCGAGAAGCACAAGAGCAAGGGCGGAGCCAAGGAAGAGGGCAUAUCGGACAACAUCGAUCAUAUCAUCGACAAUAUGUUUGUGCAACGACCUUCGGCCUUCCAGGCCACCGGGGAGGGCGCAGCUCCGGGAGGAGGAUCCAAGGAUGAAGCGGGUGCCACUCCUCCGGCAGCCGAGCAGAACCUUCAGCCGGUGCCGGCCACUGGGCAGGAAUGAGUGCAGGCGUACGCCGGCUUGCCGACACAGCAGCCGAGACGAGGUCAAAGGAUCGCCCCUCCUCCCUCCUCCGGCUACUCAAUGCUGCCGCCGCACGCUGGCUACUAUCGACCUCCGCAACCGCCGCACUAGUGCGGCCAAACAAGCUCCAAACUCAGCUCAUCUGAAGUUUUUUUUUCCCAUUCUGUCCUCGGGUCUGCGACUCGCCGUGUUGCAUUGAAUUGUAGACACACAGUAAGAACCAUUUGUAAUUAGCAUUUAGCUCCCAGAUAAUCGAACUUACUAACGAAAACUUUUCGUAUAUAGAACGAGUAUAUAUAUAUGUAAUCCGGCGCAAGCUCCAAUUAAUUUGUACGUAGUAUCUAGGGCCAGCUGCGGCGCUCGCUUAUUAAGUGGAAAGUCAAAAAGUGUUGGACGUAUUUAAGCGGCUGGGCGCUUAACUUAUUUAGCCGCAUUUUAGAGUUGAAACAAGAAUUACCGAGAGAAAUGUAUUUGCAUAAACUAAUCGAACAUUGAAUUUAAAUAAACGUUUAACACGAA
Drosophila rhopaloa is the source of this 3009-nucleotide messenger RNA. RefSeq names its product protein CASC3 (gene btz). Gene Ontology annotation, molecular function: mRNA binding. Gene Ontology annotation, cellular component: exon-exon junction complex. The record is from RefSeq and is a predicted model, not a curated record. The transcript is spliced from 2 exons. The coding region runs from base 208 to 2469 and encodes 753 amino acids. Gene Ontology annotation, biological process: mRNA processing. Lineage: Eukaryota; Metazoa; Arthropoda; Insecta; Diptera; Drosophilidae.